UUGCUCAGCUGUUUUAACACCCUCUUGUUACUAUCGUAUUCCAAAACAAAUGGCACCAGCUUUCAUGGGCAUAUUCAUGCAAAUAGCAAAAUCUAUUUUAAUUAAAGGGAAUGAAAUUGACACGUUAUAUUAAUCAAUUGUGGCAGCGCCACCGAGACACCGAUGAAAAUUGGUAUAUGUACUUGUUUUUUGUGGUACUUCGCGUUGUGUUUGUCUUCAUUCCGCAGCAGGGCUAUAUACAUCCCGAUGAGUUUUUUCAAUCAGUGGAAGUGAUGACUGGCGAUCAUUUUCGGCUGGAGCAUGUACGCACCUGGGAGUUCAACAACACAAUGCCGGUGCGCAGCAUAGCACUGCAAUUUUUUCUACUACGUGUUCCAUGGAGUUUCUUAGAAUUUGUUGCUAUGUACAUGCGCCACUAUUUGGGCAUAGAACUAUUGCAAAGCUAUACUUAUUUGGUAUUUCCGCGCCUCAUAAUGUGUGCAUUAUCCUUUAUCAACGAUUGGGGCAUGUAUCGUAUAUGUCGUUUGUACAGCCUUCACUAUGAAAUUCGACUUUUAGCCCUCAGCAGCUCUUGGGUAAUGUUAGUUUUUGGUACACGCACAUUUUCCAAUACGAUUGAAUUGGCUUUAUGUUCCUUGCUGCUCACACUUGUCGCCGAAUGUAUGAUCAAAACGAAUACUAUUGUCUAUAAAAAAGAAAUACUGGAAGACCGUUAUGAUAAGGCGAAAUCUAUAAGCGAACGCGUCAAGAUGUGGCGCUUAUGCAAAGCUUUGCCAGCGCAUAACUACACUCAUACUCUGCUUGUGGCCAGCAUUUGCGUAGCAGGUGUUUUUAACAGACCAACAUUUCUGUUCUAUGGAGCGCCAGCGGUAUUCUAUUGGAUGUUGCGCGGUAUGGGCACGAAAACCAUUACGUUCCGGGACUUCAAUCUACGUAUGUUACUGUUCUGUAUGAGCGCCUUACCAGCGUUCAUCCUUUUCAUAGUUUGCGAUUCUUUUUAUUACAAAUACCUAACUGUUGGGGAGCUACAAAUGUUGCAGUUGAGCAUUAAUAACUUUGUCAGCACACCUUGGAAUUUCAUUAAGUAUAAUUUGGAUUCGAAAAAUACUGCCCAGCAUGGUUUACAUCCGAAAUACAUACACGUUUUGGUCAACAUACCGAUGCUUUACAAUGUGCUUGGUGUAGUGGCGCUUGUAUCUUUCGCGCAUCUAUUAAUUCGUUUCUUUCGCGCCGAAUAUCAAGGUUUACCGCGCGCGCAAAGUAUUAUCAGCUUAAUGUCCAGCGCUAUAUUUGUGCCACUCUUCUUUUUAUCGCUUAUCAAUCACCAGGAGGCACGCUUUCUUCUACCGCUGCUUUUUCCAAUUGUUCUACUGCAUGCACCUAAACUGUAUCAUGGGCUUUGUCCAACCUACCCUUUCAAAAAAGAACAUCCUUUGCUACGUAAAAUCUAUCAUACAGUUCUAUCUACACAAGUGUCGACCAAACCGUUGAUGAAAACCUGGUACAUGUGCAACAUUGGACUUACCAUCUUCUUUGGAUUCAUCCACCAAGCAGGCGUAUUUCCACUAACGCAACAUUUCGAGGGCGUAAUGCAAACGAAGUCGCCCGCUCAGCAUAUACAUCUCAUUACUUCGCACGUUUACAGCGUGCCGCUGACUUUUGUAAAUGUGCCCAACUCACAAGUGUUGCAUAUGAUGCGCGAAACUGGACAACGCUAUCGGCGUCACAAAGAUUUCUACAUAUACGAAUAUGGAGGCCUCAAUAUGCCACAGCUUCUGGACAAAGUCAAGCUCAUAUUUACACAAUGCGAAAUGAAGUAUACCACAAAGCAGCAGAAAUAUCGUUUAUAUUUGGCAUUGCCCACCGCUUUGAGUGAUCAUAUGGCUGCGGAAUUGAAGCUGGUUGGCGCAAAUACGUAUAUGCGUCCGCAAUUAGUGCGCGUUUUCUACCCGCAUUUGUCGACAGAAGCGCUGCCACGUUCGAGCGCGUGGCAUAGUCCUUCGGCGUCUUUACAUUCCAAAUUAAGCUAUGACUAUGUCAGUGACCUGCUUCUAUCAUUUGUGCGCGAGUUCGGCUUGGCGCUCUAUGAGAUACAACCGCAACACAAAAUUCAGACAGAGAAGUUGCAUACUCGGAAGGUGUCGAGGCGUAGUGCAUAGGUGCUCCGGGUACUACACUAACAUUAGAAUACAUAAUUUUAACUACGCUUUUUAUUUAUGAACACAAUGCUUCUCAUUCUAGUCAUAGGUUACCUUCGUAUGUAAAUAUGAAUGUAGUGCGUUUUGGACUUGGCAUUCCACUUUUGAUAAGUGUUUCUAAAGUAUUUUUUCUUAAGCAAUAAAAUACACUUUAUGCUAAAACUA
Molecule: messenger RNA, 2363 nt
Organism: Anastrepha obliqua
Lineage: Eukaryota; Metazoa; Arthropoda; Insecta; Diptera; Tephritidae
Gene: PIG-Z
Product: GPI mannosyltransferase 4
Exons: 2
Coding region: 111-2159 (682 amino acids)
Biological process (GO): GPI anchor biosynthetic process
Cellular component (GO): endoplasmic reticulum membrane
Molecular function (GO): alpha-1,2-mannosyltransferase activity
Source: RefSeq, a predicted model, not a curated record